Molecule: messenger RNA, 4131 nt
Organism: Strongylocentrotus purpuratus (purple sea urchin)
Lineage: Eukaryota; Metazoa; Echinodermata; Echinoidea; Camarodonta; Strongylocentrotidae
Gene: ryk
Product: tyrosine-protein kinase RYK
Exons: 14
Coding region: 56-1783 (575 amino acids)
Biological process (GO): protein phosphorylation; positive regulation of kinase activity; cell surface receptor protein tyrosine kinase signaling pathway
Cellular component (GO): signaling receptor complex
Molecular function (GO): protein kinase activity; ATP binding
Source: RefSeq, a predicted model, not a curated record
UGACAUUACAUUUGCUACUGUGUGUGAAGAAGUCAGGAGGAAAAAAAAAGCGAAAAUGGCUACAAGAACAUUAUAUAUAAUUCUGCUUAAAUGUGUGGUUUUAUUCUCUUGUAUUUACUGUGUAAAUGGAUAUAUGAACCUGUUCAUUAGCCCAGCUGAAGUAAAACGAUUAGUAGGUGUUUCAGCAGAGCUCUAUUAUAUCCGAGAAGGGAAGAUUAACCGAGCAGCUACCAAUUACCCUUUAGCAGUACCAACAGGGAUUAAUAAACUCUAUUAUACAUGGUACAGUGAGAGACAAGUUUAUUAUUCCAUGUCUGUGAAGUCCAAGAGUCCAAGGAUAUUGUAUCAUCCAAGUUUGAAUAUCACAAAGGAUGGGAAAGUUCCAGUCAAAGAAACAGUGUUUGAGAUGCAGCUUGAAUGUACAGGCCAUGAAGGAGGUGAAGCCAUCAUUGAGCUUCAAGUCAACCUUACACUAUACUCAGCCAGCAAUAUCACCACACUUAAUACCAUUAGAACCAAAUUGUGCCAAGGAAUGCCAGGAGUUCCUAUUCAAUCCAGAGAUCCAGUACAGAGAGAAGACCCCAGGCCUAGGAAUAAUAACUCACAUUUAGUCACUGAGUCUAAGGUGAAAGCGGUGACAUCUACCAGUGUGUUCUACAUAGCAGUGGGGGUGGUCUGUGGAAUCAUCCUUCUCUUUGUUUUAGUAGUAGCACUUAUCCAUGUCAGAACAAUGAGAUCAUCUGAUCCCGCAAGUAGUGAUGCCAGUAGUACUGGGUUGAUUAAUGGAGGCAGACAACCAGAGCAUCCAAACUUUCCCAAGAUUCCUGAGCCAAAGGUCGACAGACUUUCUAAUGGAAAUGGUUACAACUCACUUCACUACCAGAUCUGUCCUUCAUUAGCAGAAGCUGAAGACUUGAGAUUAAAACUAGCUCCGUAUGCCAUUGAGAGAAGCAGAAUCACUCUUGGUGAAGUGCUGUUAGAAGGCACGUUUGGGCGUGUUCACCAAGGAGUGUUAAUCAGUGCAACAGGAGAUUCAGAACAAGAUGUUUUCAUCAAGACUGUAACAGAUCAUUCAUCAGAAGAACAGCGCCAUCUGUUGGUGAAAGAGAGUUGUCUCCUUCAAGGUCUGAGUCAUAAGAACAUCUUGCCAUUGCUUCAUGUGUGUUUCUCUGACCCUCCCUUCAUCUUGGAGGCAUUUAUGAAGCUAGGAAAUCUAAAACAGUUCCUCAAGAAUGGACGCAUUGGCCCAGGAGACAAGCAUCAGGCAAUAUCAACUCGUGAUCUAGUCCACCUUGCCAUUCAGAUCACACAUGGAAUGAUGUAUCUGGGUAAAAAGAGACUUGUUCAUAAAGAUCUGGCUACAAGGAAUUGUGUGAUUGAUGAGGACUACAACUUGAAGAUCACAGACAAUGCUUUGUCAAGAGAUCUUUUCCCUAGUGACUACCAUUGUCUGGGGGAUAAUGAGAACAGACCUGUUAAAUGGAUGGCUGUGGAAUCCCUGGUUCAUAAGAAAUUCUCACAUGCUAGUGAUGUGUGGUCAUUUGGAGUGACCCUUUGGGAGCUGGUCACCUUAGGUCAAACACCAUACAUGGACCUGGACCCGUUUGAGAUGGCUACCUUCCUGAAGAGUGGUUAUCGAAUGCCUCAGCCCCCAAGCUGUCCAGAUGAACUGUUCAAUCUGAUGGCAUGCUGCUGGGCUCUCUUGCCACAGGAUAGACCCAAGUUUAGUCAGCUGUGUGCUGCCCUCACAGACUUCCACCGUACACUCGGCAUCUACAUCUAAGCUUCCUCAAGCUAGCUUCUCAAUGCCUCUCAGCUCAAAGCUCUAAUCUUACUCACCAGAAAGUGGAGACCAUGAUGGAUGCCUACACUCGGCAUCUACAUCUAAGCUUCCUCAAGCUUCAUUCUCAAUGCCUCUCAGCUCAAAGCUCUAAUCUUACUCAACAGAUAGUGGAGACCAUGAUGGAUGCCUACACUCGGCAUCUACAUCUAAGCUUCCUCAAGCUAGCUUCUCAAUGCCUCUCAGCUCAAAGCUCUAAUCUUACUCAACAGAUAGUGGAGACCAUGAUGGAUGCCUACACUCGGCAUCUACAUCUAAGCUUCCUCAAGCUUCAUUCUCAAUGCGGCCUCUCAGCUCAAAGCUCUAAUCUUACUCAACAGAAAGUGGAGACCAUGAUGGAUGCCUACACUCGGCAUCUACAUCUAAGCUUCCUCAAGCUUCAUUCUCAAUGCCUCUCAGCUCAAAGCUCUAAUCUUACUCAACAGAAAGUGGAGACCAUGAUGGAUGCCUACACUCUGCAUCUACAUCUAAGCUUCCUCAAGCUUCAUUCUCAAUGCCUCUCAGCUCAAAGCUCUAAUCUUACUCAACAGAAAGUGGAGACCAUGAUGGAUGCCUACACUCUGCAUCUACAUCUAAGCUUCCUCAAGCUAGCUUCUCAAUGCCUCUCAGCUCAAAGCUCUAAUCUUACUCAACAGAAAGUGGAGACCAUGAUGGAUGCCUACACUCGGCAUCUACAUCUAAGCUUCCUCAAGCUUCAUUCUCAAUGCCUCUCAGCUCAAAGCUCUAAUCUUACUCAACAGAUAGUGGGGACCAUGAUGGAUGCCUACACUCUGCAUCUACAUCUAAGCUUCCUCAAGCUUCAUUCUCAAUGCCUCUCAGCUCAAAGCUCUAAUCUUACUCAACAGAGAGUGAAGACCAUGAUGGAUGCCUACACUCGGCAUCUACAUCUAAGCUUCCUCAAGCUUCAUUCUCAAUGCCUCUCAGCUCAAAGCUCUAAUCUUACUCAACAGAGAGUGAAGACCAUGAUGGAUGCCUAACUUCUGUUUAUGCGGACCUUAAUGUGAUGCAAAAGGAAGAGCAACAGUGAGGGGGUAAUGUUGCAAAAUGUCUGUUGUUUGAUGUGCAGUAGACUAGGUAUGGAGCUGCUCUGAGUGUACCUCUACUGAUAUUAAUGUAUUUUAUAAAUAUCUAAGAAAAAUAGUCAUCCAUGUAUAGCUAUUAUGUAGACCAAAUUGUGAUGGUUGUCCUUUUAUUCCACAUUUUAUUACAACUCUUGUUUUUCAUUUUUCUAACUACAACAAUAAUGCAAACAAUGUAGAGUAAUACAGUAAAGAUGGUGUUGAAAAUGUAUCACAAAUUGCUAACUGCAAUAUAGUAGCUUUUAAUCAUUUGUGUGGGUAGUAUAGAAAAGGCAUUUGUUUAUAUUAGUUUGCUGAUAAUGUUUUUUAUAAUGUUCAUAUUUCCUGUAGGCUGUUGUUUACCCUACAUUCUUAGUGAGCUUCAAAAUAUUUAAGAUGAAAGUGAAAAGUCUCUAUAACCUUAUCUUAUCUAAUAUUGAAGCGCAUUUUGUGUGAGAGAAGAAUUGAUCUCUUCCUUUUCCCCUAAGAGGAAAUUAUGACAUGAAAUUGAAUUUGAAUAAAUUAUGUAACAAAUGAAAGAAAUAUGUAAUUGAAAAGUACUAAAAAAACUUCAAAGAAAAAAUAAGUUAAUUGAUAUGUGUAAAGCCAAAUAGAAUCAACUAGAAUAUACUCUCAUGUCUACUUGCAAAUUCUCAGUACUGUUUUUAAUAUCAAACUAUUACUUGCCCUACAGAAUCCUAUGUUUUCAAAGUCCUUUUUUUUACUUCAUGAUUAUGUUUAUACAGAUGUAAAAUUGUAAGGAUAAACCUUCUUAAAAUCAUGCCCAGGUGAUAUAUUUAUCUGUAUUAAUGUUUGUGCUUUUAACCUAAAUUCUCCUACUAUGCAUUUUAUUUGUUUAUAAUCUAAAUGAUCCACAACCUUUGUUUUGAAAACAACCACUUGCUAGGACUUAGUUUUGAUAGGAAGGCAAUGAUUUGUCUUUCCAUACUUUGUGCAGUUAAUCUGUAUGUAAAUAUUUUAAUAUUUCUUUUGGUGCUUUAAGUUAACUGUGUUUCUAUUGGUUGCUCUUAAGAUACAAUGUUUUGUUUAUACCUGCUUGUAUGUAUUCACUGAUGUAGCAUAGAAAGCAUAAUGUAUUCUGUGGAUUACGUCCUGUACAAUAGUACAUGAUAGGUCAACUACAUAUCGUCGGUGAGUUGACAAAACCUCGUAUCUCAAAAAUCAUGAAUUUUCAGGAGAGCAAAAAAACUUUCCUGUCUCAAGAAAUUUAGU